Scomber scombrus (Atlantic mackerel) is the source of this 4295-nucleotide messenger RNA. RefSeq names its product muscleblind-like protein 2a. Gene Ontology annotation, molecular function: metal ion binding. The record is from RefSeq and is a predicted model, not a curated record. NCBI's taxonomy places the organism in Eukaryota, Metazoa, Chordata, Actinopteri, Scombriformes, Scombridae. Bases 670 to 1848 code for a protein of 392 amino acids. The transcript has 10 exons.
AUCUGUGCGGUACUGGAAAGUAAUACAGAAAUGAGGUCGUGUAGAUGGACGAAAUAAGAAGCGAUAUUUUGGCAAAUAGAGUAUUAACAAAAUGGGUUGUUGAGCAGACGUUUUUUGGGGGUACUUGGUGUCUUGUUUUCGUUAGUUAGUGCUGCUGCCGUGUCGUCUGUCCUAGCUGGUGCGUGAUUGCUGUCUCCUCUGGGAAGCGGUUCAUCCGUGGUGAUGAGAUCACGAACAGAAAGUGCCUUUGAGAAGACAUCCCUGACUUGAAGUUGGUUGGUGUACAUGUCCAACGAGUGCUUUCUUUUACCACCAACAUUCAAUACCUCAACUCAAAGCAUCUGGUUUGCACAAUUUGAGCGCCCUAAAAGAAUCCAAAAAUAGAGCCAUAAUAUGGGGACAGAGGGUACUGGCCUCAAAAUCUGACUAAAGCGACAGGUCUGCAAAAAAUUCCCUCACUUGUGUGUCACAUAGAAAAACACAUCUACAGUUGUUUUCUCACUGAUGGAUGAUAUCUAGGUGAUCGACCAUCCAUUUGAUCUUUCUGCUCCAGCUGAUGGAGGACUCAUCAGGUUGUUUUAAAAGUGGACUUUGCACAGCUUUGGUGUAUGAGGCACUGGACAACAGGAUUAGCUUUUAAUUUUUAAUUUAUGAUUAAAACCUUUGGACAUGGCGUUGAACAUGUCUUCAGUAAGAGACACAAAAUGGCUAACCCUGGAAGUCUGUCGACAGUUUCAGCGUGGAAACUGUUCUCGUAGUGAUGAGGAAUGCAAAUUCGCUCAUCCACCGAAGAGCUGCCAAGUUGAAAAUGGGAGAGUUAUUGCCUGCUUUGACUCACUGAAGGGUCGAUGCUCCAGAGAAAACUGCAAGUAUCUUCAUCCACCUUCACACUUAAAAACCCAGUUAGAGAUAAAUGGGCGCAACAAUCUCAUCCAGCAGAAGACAGCAGCUGCCAUGAUUGCCCAACAGAUGCAGCUCAUGAUCCCUGGACCCAGCCUGCAGUCUGUGCCAACAUUUCCCAUCACACAGGGACUUGGCGCAAAUACUGGUCUUGGUUAUAGUCCAUACAUGACACCCAUGAGCCAUGGGAUGAGCCUCGUUCCCACAGACAUCCUCCCCAACACCCAGGUCCUGGUCCCUGGCAGCCAGCCUGUCACGCUCCAGAGCUCCUGCUCUUCUUCCUCCUCUUCAUCUUCUUCUUCCCCCUCACAGAAGCUCCAGCGUACUGACAAACUAGAGGUGUGCCGUGAGUUUCAGCGGGGAAACUGUGCAAGAGGGGAGACAGAUUGCCGCUUUGCUCACCCCAGUGACAGUCCAGUGAUCGACAGCACUGAUAACACCGUCACUGUCUGCAUGGACUACAUCAAGAGCCGCUGCACCAGAGAGAAGUGCAAGUAUUUUCACCCGCCUGCACACUUGCAGGCCAAAAUCAAAUCCAGUCAGCAAGUCAAUCAGACAGCCGUGGCAGCCCAGGCCGCCGCUGCAGCCAUGACUCAGUCGACUGCCAAAGCAAUGAAGCGACCCCUCGAGGCAACUGUAGAUCUGGCUUUCCCCCACAGCAUGCUGCAACCCCUACCAAAGAGACAAGCUCUGGAGAAGAGCAACUGGGCCUGCUCUCUCCUCAACCCGAGUUUUUUGCACUACCAACAGGCUCUGGCCAACUCACAGCUGCAGCAGCACACAGCUGCAUUCUACCCCACAGGUUCUGUCUUUUGCAUGGCCCCUGGAAACAACGUUGUCCCCAUGAUGUACAGUGCUACGCCUGCUACUGUCUCUGCAGCAACUACUCCCGCCACAAGUGUCCCCUACGCAGCAACAGCACCAGCCAAUCAGAUUAUUCUCAAGUAACCACCAGGAGUCAAUGCCAUGUCGCUGCUGUUAAAGGACACAAACAGCCACUCUGUAGAUUCGAUGUUAACACCACACACAACCUUCAACAAGCUGCAUGCUGAUAAUACCACAGAUGAAAAUGUUGUGGUAAUUAAUUACAGAGCUCAAUUAUAAGGAUUAUACUUUGGAGAAGUGUCACAGAAGAUUAUUGUUUGUACGUCUACAUGCCUUUGCACCUGAAUUAACAUGCAUCCUCAGUAAUGUGCAUAAUAUCCUGGAUUCUUAUUUCCAAACCAAUUGUGAAAAGAUCAGUGGUGCAUUUAGCCACAUAGAGAGCAGAAAUACAGUGUCUCCAAUCUAUAUACAGAUCUAUAUAAAUAAAAACUAGCGUUUCUAAAUAUGGAAAUCAAACAGAAUUAGGCAGUGUACAUAGUUAACAUUUAAUACUAAUUGAUAUGGGAACAAACUGAAAUGUUGUUUAUUGACACGUUUAGAUGUAAAUAUCACAAGAGGAAGAGUUGAGUCUAACAGAUUUAAUGUGAAAUCACAUUUCAAUGUGUAUACAUGUUAAUGCCAGGUGUAAAGAAAAAAUAGAGAUUGUUAAAGAUUGUUUUCAUCAGGAUGUUGAGACAGAAAUGUUUGUUCCUUCUUGAAUGUGUCAUUUUUGUCAGUUUAUGAUUGUUUAUCGUGUGCCAGAUUUAAUUAUUUUAAACUAACUGGUAAUAAGCACUUAUAUUAUCUUUUAUCUCCACAUUUUAGAAAUGUAAUUCCACAGCAGGUGUAUGGAAAUUCCUUUUAAAAUGUCCCUGAGGGUUGCCCAUUUGUAUUGCUGACCCUGUUAUGUUACAGGAUCAGUGCUCCACCUCCUGGUGUGCCUUUGCAUUGCAUACACCGAAUGUGUGCUGAUAGAAAAUACUGAAUAAUCCAAUGAUCAGUUGCUGCACAUAAUUAUUUUUCUUGACGGCAGUAAAACCACAUUGAAUCACACAGUUAUAUAUUCCCCUUUUUAUUAUUGAAAUAACAUAUAUACAGUAUAUAUAUAUAUAUAUACAGUACCAAUCAAAAGUUUGGACACACCAUACCAUAUCCAUGAUUGAGAAAGUGUGUCCAAACUUUUGACUGGUACUGUAUGUCUGGAUUAUGGGUCACAGCACUGAUGUACCCAUAAGUGUUUUCAGUUCUAGUUCAACCUAUAAAUAAAGCCAUGUUUCUGAGAAGAGACUCCACAGCCAUGAACAUUCACUCAAUAAGUGUGUUUGUGUGGAGUUUAAACUUAAGUGUGAUCCUAUGAGGGUUGAAUAUUGUGUGAACUGUUAAUUUAACUGUAAUGUUACAGUUGCUUGUCAGUACUGUACUCUUUGAAUGUUACAAGUGCCUAAAGAAUUGUGCAUACGAUUACAUCAAUGCAUAUUUAAAAGGCUUCACUCAAUUAAAUCUACUUAAAUCACAUUUAGAAAGAAAUUAACUUGUUUUGCGAUGCUUUGUCAGUGCAUUAGUACUUAGUUUACACUUAGAUUUAGGCUUUCAACUUCACUGAAAUGAAAAUUUGUAUGUAUGUACUCCAUAUAAGAUUUAUUAUCCAGCUUUGUUUCACUUUUAAGAGUAAGUAGUUUCCAACAAUAUUCCUUAACUAGUUUAAUGCACAGUAAAAAAUAUAGUUAAGUAGAAUUUUAAGGACGUAGCCGUAGGUGAAGUUUAGUUGUGUAUGAUUGAUGUCACAUUAUGCAAUUAUUUGUCUUUGUUUGAAACUUAGCGCAGACAGAGCAGGCAGUAUGUCUGGUUAAGUGACAAACAAAACUCAUGUUAAGAACAGUUUGCAGCAUAUGUGUAUUUUCUUCACAUUUUUCGUAAAAUUUUAAGUUUUUCAAGCAGUGUGCAAAUAUCCACUUUUCCUUUUAAUGUUUCCAAUGUCUUUUAAAGUGACUGAUAUGAGUUUUUGUGUGUUUGUUGUGUGUGUGAUUAAUUCAGACAAUCCACAAAGAGACUUUGUGCUUGUUCACUUUUUUCCAUUAUGUUUUAUGUAUUUCCAUUGUAAAAAAGUAGUUGUACUCACCAUUUGAUGGGAUAUAAGGAGUAUACUUGCAAAUAACACUAGCUAAGAAAACUUUUAAAAUGUAUUAUCGUCUAUCUUAUCAUGAAUGUAAUUUAUUAAAUGGACUUUAGUUCUGCUUUAGGUUCCUCAGAAGGCCUUGAUCUGUUGUAUUAGCCUACAAAAGCCGUCUGUGUUCAGGGAUCGAAUGUUGGAGUACAGUGAAGCUUAAAACAUUUGAUCCUUGUCACUGCCUUGUCACCUUUAAGGGACGACAAACUUUUGUAUGAAGAGCAUGGCCAUAGAAAUGCUUGGACAUACAAAAGUGCAUCGUACAGGCCACAUUUUACACAAAAAAGGAGUAAUUUUCAUAGUAGUGUAAUGAUAGUCUAUCAUUUAAUUGUUUCACUUUGUUGCUGAGGCAGUUUGGUAAAAA